This is a messenger RNA of Folsomia candida, 1226 nucleotides long. RefSeq lists its product as uncharacterized. The coding region runs from base 315 to 1112 and encodes 265 amino acids. Lineage: Eukaryota; Metazoa; Arthropoda; Collembola; Entomobryomorpha; Isotomidae. The record is from RefSeq and is a predicted model, not a curated record. The transcript has 2 exons.
AUGUAUGUAGUAACUUAUCAGUUCUAUGACUAAUGGGAGAUACUCGAUCAUCAUUCAGUCAUGAUAACACGGCAUGCUUUAUAAUUUACAUCAGCUCAGGUAAGUAAGAGUUACUAGCUGAUACGAAAUGAAUGCGACAAGAUGAUAUCAUCAUUGCUUACCAUUAUUAGUCAAUACGUGAUUAUCAUUUAUUGAUUUCGCAUACACGGAAUUUGCCAUUCAUCACAAGCUCACAUAUUUGGCAAUGCCAAUGACACCUUAUUUUCAAUUUUAACUGCCUGUACCGUGAGGAUUAGAUAGAUAGGUACAUAAAAAUGGAAAUUUUACUGAAAAAACUUUUACCCAAUAAAAUUAUACCUUAUUACGUUUUAAUCGUACCUCUAUUAAUUGGCACCCACCCCACCUCAGUAUCUGCCAUAACUAGACAACAAGUAACAUUUUAUUCAGAACCUAACAAAGGUGGGACGGAGCACAUUAUUACAGAAUCUACGACAAAUAUUCCCCCUCAAAUUGCAAACUCUCAAUCAUUCUGUGUCAAUUUUGGAUUGUGGAAAGUCACCUUCGACAUUUCAUCCCCCACCACGCCCAGCAGCGUGACCCAUUACGGCGGCACACUGGGGACGGAGUUUUGUCGAAAUAGAAGUCCAGGGGAUAACCUCUGGACAUUUUCGGGAUGGGAGCUCGUGGGCGAGGGUGACCUCGAGCAAUCGUCCCUGACCCUGUUCGAUAAGGGGAAUUACAUGGGAGAACCACAAUUUGUGGACGUGUCGCAGGACGAGGCCUCCUUUCCGACAGCGUUAUCGGUCAACUCCUACUUCCUGACGGGAACUUCGAAUUGGGCCGUUUGGAAUGAAACCAACUACGAAGGGACCGUGACCUGUUGGCCGACCGUGACCCGGGGGUCGUACGGAGCGAAGGGGGUCCAACUACUAAAUCCGACGGCACGAGUGGGGUCGGUGCGACGCGGGUGCGACGGAGAUACUUCGACGACGACGAGAUCUCCGGGUGGCGAGACGGGGUCGGCUGGGAGGAAUUUUAUGGGGUGGAAAAGUUUUAUUAAAUUGGGUAUUAUUUUGUGGGGAUGUAUGCUGCUUAAAAGUGGGGUUAUUUAAGCGUGGUGGUAUUUACAGAUGAGACGUUGAAGUUGAAUGAUAUUAUUUAUAAAUACUUGUGAAUACUUUAUUAGUCUGAAUUUUUUGCAAAUAAAAAAAAUUUCCAUUAUGUAA